This is a messenger RNA of Tachysurus vachellii, 4162 nucleotides long. RefSeq names its product myelin associated glycoprotein (gene mag). The coding region runs from base 342 to 2279 and encodes 645 amino acids. Lineage: Eukaryota; Metazoa; Chordata; Actinopteri; Siluriformes; Bagridae. The transcript is spliced from 12 exons. The record is from RefSeq and is a predicted model, not a curated record.
UACACUGCAGCCCUGACAUCCCCAUCUAGCAUAGAGGGAGUGGAGAGAGCGUUGGGGCAAGGUACAAGGGGAGGAGAGAUGGAAUGAACUUGACUUCAGGUUGGGUGGUACAAGGGGAUGUGUGUAUCAGGGUACGGCUGCGAUCUCUGCUGAUUAAUGCUUGCUAUUUGACCAGAAGAGGAGGCCUGGAGUGAUUUGGUGGUGAUCUCCAAGAGAAGCGAAGCAGUGGCGCUUUCGCAGAAACAGAGCAGGAAGAACUGAGCGUCAGCCUUCAGAAGGCCAGAACAGAGCAGCGAGCUGGAGCUGGUAUGAGGUUAAUGGUCCUGAAUUGAACCGACACUAUGAAGUCCUUGGAACUGCUGCUGCCUUUACUGCUACUUGUAAGAGAUUUACAUGCUCAAUGGAAUGUAUGGAUGCCCAGGGACAUGUCAGCAAUGACUAACUCCUGUGUGGUAAUCCCAUGCACAUUCAUGUACCCCUCAGGAGUCAGGCCAUACAGGGGCACACAUGGAAUCUGGUAUUUUGGCCAACCCUAUCCACAACUUUUCCCUCCAGUGGUUUUCAAAUCUCGCACAGACAUUGUGCAUGAAAGCUACAAAGGCCGUUCUAAGCUCUUGGGUGACCUCUCACAGAAGAACUGCACGCUGCAAAUCAGCAACCUUGGAGUCGAGCAUGCAGGGAGGUACUACUUCAGAGCCGAUCUAGGAGGAGCAAACAUCUACACAUUCCCAGAUUUCACUGAGCUCAAGGUGUUGGACCAGCCCAAAAUUGAUGUUCCCGAAGAAAUAGUCAGUGAUAAGACAUUGGAAUUGACGUGCUAUGCUCCAGACAACUGUCCUGACAUGAGUCCUGAGAUCCACUGGAUGUUCACAGAAUAUCUCCCUGAACCUCAUUUUACAGCAGACUAUGUGGAGGAAGGCAACACAGCAGUGAUGUCUAGCACACUUACUUUUACACCCAAAGCUAUGCACAAUGCACAAAUGGUGGGCUGUAAUGUCCAUUACCCCAACACCACUUUAGUCUAUGAGCGUAUCAUCUUUCUGGAUGUCAAGUAUGCUCCUCGCAAAGUCUGGGUAAAUGUCUCUCAGGAAGUCAUGGAAGGGAGCUCUGUGAUACUUCACUGUGAUGUGGACAGCAACCCUAUACCGCAGAUUUCAUGGUUCUUUGGGGAUGAACUGCUGAUGUCAGAAACUGCCUCAAAUGCUUCUUUUUUUCUGGAUAUUUUGACUGCAGAGCAGGAAGGUAUAUACACCUGUGUAGGGGAAAAUGGCUAUGGGACAAUGAACUCCUCCCUGUACUUGACUGUCAGAUAUCCCCCAAGAAAACCAGUGGUGAAUGAAUCUUUGGUGGUCAUGGAGGACUCCUCUCUGGCUCUCUAUUGCAGUAGCAAGGGCAAUCCUGUCCCUACACUUACCUGGCUGAAGGAUGGAGCACUGAUUGGAACCAUAAAAGCUGAAGAGUUGUCCAUACUUGAGCUUACAGAAAUCGACCCACAGGCAGAUGGCACAUACCGCUGCCUGGCUGAGAAUGAAUAUGGCCGGGCAAGCAGUUCUCUAAAUAUCACUGUGGAGUUUGCUCCUAUUUUACUGGAUGAGUCCAAGUGCACCAUAGUGCGAGAGGGUGUGCAGUGUGUCUGCAUAGCCACAGGGAAUCCUGAGCCAUCCAUUGUAUUCUACCUGCCUGACCGCAACAUCACCAUUAAUGAUACAAAUGGCCAUUUCAACUUCUACACGCAUUCAGAUGGCUAUACAUCAACUGGCAUGAUCAAACUGAGGGAGAAGGGUGACCGGGAGAACAACGAAGACAUAGCUGUUCAUGUACAAUGCGGCAUUUCUAACAUUUAUGGCUCUCAGUCUAUUCGGCUGGAGCUACAGCAAGAAAAAAAAUACCUGAUGGCUGUGAUAGUGGGAACCAUUGGAGGAGUGGCAGUUAUUGCUUUUAUCAUUGCAGCUGUAAGAUAUGUGGGACAAAACAAUAAAAAAGAGAAUGGCAACCCUGGGCAGGACGUGGGCUCUAGAGUGGAGAAUCCCUCCAUGUACUACAGCGCAGUCAAGAAGGACAAACAAAGUCUCAGGAAAAAAGUGCUUAAGACUGAGCUGCUGGGCUCUAGGUUUAAUUCCAUCCUAGAAGAAAGCACGGGAGAAGACAGCGAUUACCAGCAUGUUGGCUCAACUGCAGGCAUGGAGAGGCAAGAGCUGAACUUUCUCGGGCGACGCAGAGAGGGAGGGUUGGGGAGGGGGGAUGAUACCACUGACUACACAGAGAUCAAAGCCAAAUGAACCGCGAUCCUUCCCUGAAGCCUCGACUGAAAGGGAUACAGUGGCCUCUAGUUCCCAACAAAUACAAUUUGCUUUAGACUAUACCUGUUAACUUGCCAAAAUUGAACAAACCUAUAAUUCUAUUGGCUUGAGCUUUGUUUACAUAUUUUACUGUAAUGUUUCUGAAACAAAAUCAGUCCCUAUGUACAACCAUAUAUAAUACCUCUAAAUCUCAUUUCUGCAUUUAUGCUGUGUAGGGUCCAAACAGGCUGGCAAGGGGUGUUCUACACCAUUUGCAGGAUUAUAGUAAUGUUACUAUGUUAAGUGCUUGUUGCCUUGCUUGUGUCCAGGAUCUCUUUCUCUAGUGGUCAUUCACACUGUGUCCGCAGCAAGUCGAAGCGUCAGGGAACGAGACAUGCAGCAUGUCUCGAAGUUCUAGCACUAUCUCCAGUAGAAUGUUUUCUCAAAUCCAGAGGAUUUCUCAGCCACUUUCUAAGUGUACCAUGAUAAGUGCUCAGUGAAGUUUGCAUUCUGUAUUUCCAAUGAUAUGCCCUAAAGUGAUUGUUAGAUUGUCUCUAAGUUUGUGUGACUCCACAAAGUAAGGAGAAGGAUAUUGUUUACCUAGUGAAUUUCUUUAAAGUGGGUUAAAGGAAUGGCUGACUAAUUAUUGGUCAUUUUAUCUGUAUAGUGCAGAGUGAUGAUGAUGAUGAUGAUGAUGAUGAUGAUGAUGAUGAUGAUGUUGAUGUUUAGAUCAAACAGAAACUUUUGCAGUUAUUUAUUCCCUUUAAAAUGUUACAUACUUAAGAGGUGAUUAAAAUAUAAUUACUGCACUUAUUUGCCUUGGAAAACUUUAGAGUGCAGUAUUUUGGACUAUUAAAAAUAAUAGAGAUGCAAUUUCAGUGCUAUUGCUAAGUGAAGUACUGUUUUAAAGAGGAAAGUGUGUCAGUGGUCAAUGACCUUACUUUUCUACAUAUUUAAGACACAUGGCAAAUGGAGUGGACUUUACACCCCUCAUUCUUGUAGUCCAUUUCUUGCAAAUAUAUAAUUGUAUUUUAUUUUAUUUCAAAGCUGGAGACACAGAUCCAGACUAUUAUAUUUUAUUUUUAUAUUAUUAUUAUUACUAUUAAUUAUUAUUAUUAUUAUUAUUAUUAUUUUUCACAAAGUCUCUACUCUAAGGGUAAAUUCAGAAUAUCAACCAACCAGCCAUGAAGACAGCAAAAUGCAAUCCAACACAACUAAAUACAUAUUCGAAGAACAGUGGAAGUCACGUCAGGUCUGUUAAAAUGAAUACACAAAAGUGUCACAUUCAAAACUAUCACUUUACCCAGGGGUGCUUUAAUGAAAUGUAUUAUUUAUUAUCCUUAAAACAUCCUCUAUUGAGGUUAUAUCAAAUUCAUCACUAUGUACAAUAUAUGUACAUAUAUCAAACCUUAACCUAUACAACUCAAUGUUUACUAAAUAUUUAACACAUAAAAUCACUUACUUUGAAUUUGUAAAGAUUUCAUAAAAAGCACCAAUAUGAAGGCAUAUGAAAUAUGUAAAUAUGCAUCUAUUCUAUGUUGUGAAUCCUUUAAAACCUAGGAGAAGGUUUUUAUUGGAUUUGAAGCACAGAAAUAUAAAACAGGCAAUUAAUAACAGAUUUAUUUAUAAAAAGGCAUAUAUUUAGGAGAGCAUUUUGGUAGUCCAGUCUAAUUAUUCACUAUAUUGUUUAUUGUAAAGAGUAUUUGUAAGCGUUUGACUGUGUGAUGAUAACAAUGAUGAAUUUUUGUUUUAGUUAUAUAAUAAUUUAUACAGGGACUUUGCAACCCUUGAAUAAAACAACACUGUUCAGAGCUAAUUUUUUCUUUUUUUCCGUUAAAAAAUGUUCACCUUCAAUGCCAUCUUUAAAGCAAACAAAUAAAUUA